GCGAAAGGCACGGGGCGCCUCUCUUUCCUACGUCUGACUCGGUUCUCGACUGCUCCGGGCCGCUGUUGUAUUGUGGGAUCGCUGCGCCGUGCCUGAGACGCUCGGAUCCGCAGGGGCGCCCACUUGCUAGCGCCUCCUGUCGUCUGUAAGGUCGCCCUGCCAUUCCUCGGCACCCCAACUCCCCCCACCCCCCUAUCGCCUCCUCCUCCAUCCUCCAGUUCAAAAUGGCGGCGGCGGCGGCAGCGGCGGUGGCUAUGGCUCCUCCGGGCUGCCCGGGUUCUUGCCCCAACUUCGCCGUAGUCUGCUCCUUCUUGGAGCGCUACGGGCCGCUGCUCGACCUGCCUGAGUUGCCGUUCCCCGAGCUGGAGCGGGUGCUGCAAGCUCCGCCGCCGGACGUCGGCAACGGAGAAGUACCUAAAGAAUUGGUGGAGCUCCAUUUGAAGUUGAUGAGGAAGAUUGGCAAAUCUGUUACAGCAGAUAGAUGGGAAAAAUAUUUGAUCAAGAUAUGUCAAGAGUUUAACAGCACCUGGGCAUGGGAGAUGGAGAAGAAAGGCUAUCUUGAAAUGAGUGUUGAAUGCAAGUUAGCACUCUUAAAGUACCUCUGUGAGUGUCAGUUUGAUGACAAUCUCAAAUUCAAGAAUAUUAUCAAUGAGGAGGAUGCCGAUACCAUGCGUCUCCAGCCAAUUGGCCGUGACAAAGAUGGCCUCAUGUACUGGUACCAGUUGGAUCAAGAUCACAAUGUCAGAAUGUAUAUAGAAGAACAAGAUGAUCAAGACGGCUCUUCAUGGAAAUGCAUCGUCAGAAAUCGAAACGAGUUGGCUGAGACUCUUGCACUCCUGAAAGCACAAAUUGAUCCUGUACUAUUGAAAAACUCUAGCCAACAGGACAACUCUUCCCGGGAAAGUCCCAGCUUAGAGGAUGAGGAGACUAAAAAGGAGGAAGAAACACCUAAACAAGAGGAACGGAAGGAAAGUGAAAAGAUGAAGAGUGAAGAGCAGCCAAUAGAUUCAGAAAACUGUUCUACACCCAAUGCUCUAGAAGAGACUACUGUGAAAAUAGAAAAAGAAGAUGAAAAGGAACUUGUAAAACUGCCAGUCAUAGUGAAGCUAGAAAAACCUUUGCCAGAAAGCGAAGAAAAAAAGAUUAUCAAAGAAGAAAGUGAUUCCUUCAAGGAAAAUGUCAAACCCGUAAAAGUUGAAGUGAAGGAAUGUAGAGCAGAUCCUAGAGAUAUCAAAGGUAGCAUGGAGAAGCUAGAGCCUGAGAGGCUAGAUUUUGCUGGCAAUGUUAAAUCUUCUCAAGAAAUCACUGAGAAGUCUACUGAAGAAACCGAGAAACUUAAAAAUGACCAGCAGGCCAAGAUACCACUAAAAAAACGAGAAAUUAAACUGAGUGAUGAUUUUGACAGUCCAAUCAAAGGACCUUUGUGUAAAUCAGUUACUCCAACAAAAGAGUUUUUGAAAGAUGAAAUAAAACAAGAGGAAGAGACUUGUAAACGGAUCUCUACAAUCACUACUUUUGGUCAUGAAGGGAAACAGCUGGUAAAUGGAGAAGUUAGUGAUGAAAGGGUAACUCCAGAUUUUAAGACAGAACAGAUGGAGAUGAAGUUUUAUGAUACAAAGGAAGAUAGCUGUAGCCCCUCUAAGGACAGAAGUGUCAUCAUGGAGGGAAAUGGAGCAGAGUCUUUAAAUUCUGUCAUAAUGAGUAUGAAAAUAGGUGAUCUUGAGAAAGAAGUGGUCACUUUAGGGAAAGAUGCAGAUAAUUCAAUAUCAGCCUUAGAGACACAGAGUCACAAAGGGCACAUAGAGGAAACUGGUCCUCCAGAAAUGGAAACCUCUCUUGAGACUUCUGAAAUAGGAAAGGAUCUCUCUUUAAAAACUGCUUUAUCUACCACUGAAUCCUGUAGCAUGAGAGUUGAAGAGAGGUCUCCCAAAAGUAAGAAGGAUAAGCGCCCACCAGUCCUAGAAUGUCUUGAAAAGUUAGAGAAGUCCAGAAAGACUUUUCUUGAUAAAGACACACAAAGAUUGAGUCCGAUACCAGAGGAGGUUCCAAAGAGUACUGUAGAAUCAGUAAACGCAGGGUCUCCCGAGACAGCUGAAACUUCUCCAUCAUCUAACGUGACUGUCCACUGUGAGAAACUAGCCUCAGGAAAAGAAGUGGUAGAGUGUCAGAAUAGCAGUUCCACUGAAGGUCAGUCUUUGGAGAAAAUAGACCCAGAAAAUUUAAAAGUGGAUUCUGAAUCCACAAAGGUAGAAGUGGAUGAUCUGGACAAUGCCCAGACCUCUGGCACAGGUGAUCCUUCUGAGACAAAGGGUUCUAUGCAAAAAAGCAAAUUUAAAUACAAGUUGAUUCCUGAAGAAGAAACCACUGCCUCAGAAAACACAGAAAUAACCUCUGAAAGGCAGAAAGAGGGCAUCAAAUUAACAAUUAGGAUAUCCAGUCGGAAGAAGAAGCCAGAUUCUCCUCCCAAAAUUCUAGAGCCAGAAACCAAGCAAGAGAAGACAGAAAAGGAAGAAGAAAAAACAAAUGUGGGUCGUACUUUAAGGAGGUCUCCAAGAAUAUCUAGACCCACAGCAAAAGUAGCUGAAAUCAGAGAUCAGAAAGCUGAUAAAAAAAGAGGGGAAGGAGAAGAUGAAGUGGAAGAAGAGUCAACAGCUUUGCAAAAAACUGAGAAAAAAGAAAAUUUGAAAAAAGCAGAGAAGGAUACAAAUUCUAAAGUAACCAAGGUAAAACCCAAAGGCAAAGUUCGAUGGACUGGUUCUCGAACACGUGGCAGGUGGAAAUAUUCCAGCAAUGAUGAAAGUGAAGUGUCUGACAGUGAAAAAUCAUCUGCAGCUUCGGAAGAGGAGGAAGAAAAGGAAAGUGUAGACGCCAUCCUAGCAGAUGAUGAUGAACCUUGCAAAAAAUGUGGCCUUCCAAACCAUCCUGAACUAAUUCUCCUGUGUGACUCUUGUGACAGUGGGUACCACACUGCCUGCCUUCGCCCUCCUCUCAUGAUCAUCCCAGAUGGAGAAUGGUUCUGCCCCCCUUGCCAACAUAAACUACUGUGUGAAAAAUUAGAGGAACAAUUGCAGGAUUUGGAUGUUGCCUUAAAGAAGAAGGAGCGUGCUGAACGCAGGAAAGAACGGUUGGUGUAUGUGGGUAUCAGUAUUGAAAACAUCAUUCCUCCACAAGAGCCAGAUUUUUCUGAAGAUCAUGAAGAAAAGAAAAAAGAUUCCAAAAAAUCCAAAGCAAACUUGCUUGAAAGGAGGUCAACAAGAACACGGAAAUGUAUAAGUUAUAGAUUUGAUGAGUUUGACGAAGCAAUUGAUGAAGCUAUAGAAGAUGAUAUCAAAGAGGCUGAUGGAGGAGGAGUUGGCCGAGGAAAAGAUAUCUCCACUAUCACAGGCCACCGUGGAAAAGAUAUCUCUACUAUUUUGGAUGAAGAAAGAAAAGAAAAUAAACGGCCCCAGAGGGCAGCUGCUGCUCGCCGGAAGAAACGCCGGCGACUAAAUGAUCUGGACAGUGACAGCAACCUGGAUGAAGAAGAGAGUGAGGAUGAAUUCAAGAUCAGUGAUGGAUCUCAAGAUGAGUUUGUUGUAUCUGAUGAGAACCCAGAUGAAAGUGAAGAAGACCCACCAUCUAAUGAUGACAGCGACACUGAUUUCUGUAGCCGAAGACUAAGGCGACAUCCCUCCCGGCCAAUGAGGCAAAGCAGGCGUUUGCGGAGAAAGACUCCAAAGAAAAAGUACUCCGAUGAUGAUGAAGAGGAGGAAUCUGAGGAGAAUAGUAGAGACUCUGAAAGUGAUUUUAGUGAUGGUUUUAGUGAUGAUUUUGUAGAAACUCGGCGAAGGCGGUCAAGGAGGAACCAGAAAAGACAAAUUAACUACAAAGAAGAUUCAGAAAGUGAUGGUUCCCAGAAGAGUUUACGACGUGGUAAAGAAAUCAGACGAGUUCACAAGCGUAGGCUUUCCAGCUCAGAGAGUGAAGAGAGCUAUAUAUCCAAGAACUCUGAAGAUGAUGAGCUAGCUAAAGAAUCAAAGCGGUCAGUUCGAAAGCGGGGUCGAAGCACAGAUGAGUAUUCAGAAGCAGAUGAGGAGGAAGAGGAAGGUAAACCAUCCCGAAAACGGCUACACCGGAUCGAGACAGAUGAAGAAGAGAGUUGUGACAAUGCUCAUGGAGAUGCAGAUCAGCCUGCCCAUGACAGCCAGCCCAGGGUCCUGCCCUCAGAACAAGAGAGCACCAAAAAGCCCUAUCGGAUAGACAGUGAUGAGGAAGAGGACUUUGAAAAUGUAGGCAAGGUGGGGAGCCCUUUGGACUAUAGCUUAGUGGACUUACCUUCCACCAAUGGACAGAGUCCUGGCAAAGCCAUUGAGAACUUGAUUGGCAAGCCAACUGAGAAGCCUCAGACCCCCAAGGACAACAGCACAGCCAGUGCAAGCCUGGCCCCCAAUGGGACAAGUGGUGGGCAGGAGGCAGGGGCACCAGAAGAGGAGGAAGAUGAGCUUUUGAGAGUGACUGACCUUGUUGAUUAUGUCUGUAACAGUGAACAGUUAUAAGACUUUUUUCCAUUUUUGUGCUAAUUUAUUCCACGGUAGCUCUCACACCAGCGGGCCAGUUAUUAAAAGCUGUUUUAUUUUUCCUAGAAAACUCCACUACAGAAUGACUUUUUAGAAGAAAAAUUUCAACAGACCUUGAAGUCUUUCUGUGAAGUGACCAGUUUUGAACUUUGAAGAUAAAUAAUUGCUGUAAAUUCCUUUUGAUUUUCUUUUUCCAAGUUCAUGGUCCUUGGUAAUUUCAGUCAUGGGAAAAAAAUCUUAUUGUAACAACAAAGAUUUGUAUAUUUUUGACUUUAUAUUUCCUGAGCUCUCCUGACUUUGUGAAAAGGGUGGAUAAGAAUGCAUUCCGAAUCUGUGAGGGCCCAAAAACAGAAUUAGGGGUGGGAGAAAGCACUUGUGCUUCAGCUUUUUCAUAUUAAAUAUAUAUUAUAUUUAAACAUUCAUGGCAUAGGUGAUGAUUAACAGACUGCUUAGAAGUUCAAGUCUGUAUUGUUGCAGUUUGAGAAUUGUAGAUAACAUCAUACAUAAGUCAUUUAGUAACAGCAUUCAUGAAAUCAGCUUGUUUACUAUUGGAGAUAACCACACUUAAUAAAGAGACCGAAAAAAUACCAUCAUAAAAAACUCUAACCUAAGUUUCUCUUAUAGCGGAGUUUGUUGUUUAAAAAAAAAAAAUCAUCUGAAAAGCAUUUGUACAGUAAAAUGUAUAAUGAAGCUUUGACAACCAGAUUGUGCUAGUAAAAAAUUUUUUAAAACAGCUUUAUGCAGUGGUGAUCAGGUGGUCUUCAAUAUGCUAUCAUGGAGAAUUAUUAGUGAAAUGAGUGUGGUCUUUCAUAAGGCCCGGGUGGACUGUAAACUUUGCAGAUAGUGUAACUCUUGUCUCUGGCCACUUAAUAUUUAAAUAUCUGAAAUAUCAUUUUAAAAUAAGUACAUCUAUACAUAACAUACAUGAAGAGAUGGAUGCUAAGCUGACCGCAGUAUUUUAGCACAUUUGUAGAAGGGGAAAGGAUUUUCAGGUGAAUUUUAACUGGUCUAUUCUUGCCCUUAGUAUCUACUUCAAAUUGAAGUCUACAAACAAAGCAGUUCCUUUGGGAGGUUUUUAGUUUGAGUGUGUGUGUGUGUGUGUGUGUGUGUGUGUGUAUGUGUGUGUGUGUGUGUGUGUGUGUGUGUGUGUUGGAAUUUCCUAUCUGCCUGGAUAUAUUAGCAGGGUUUGAAUGUAGUUUUGGCCUUUGGCCAUUAGACUUCUAUUAAAAUUCAUUAAUAGUCACAUGACCAAUAUAGAAUUGAUUGAAAACCGCCAAUGUACUUAAUAGGUAUGACAUCCUUUUCAAACAUCUCAACACUUCAAAGAAAGAUAAAGCCCUUUGUUUCAAGAAAAAGGGGUUUGUAACUAACUAAAUAUCUAACAUGUAAUUGACACUAAAAUAUGAACUUGUCUUAGUUUCUGUUAGAGCUGUAAAAUUUCAGGCAGAGCCAUAAAUAACAUUUUACAAAGUGUAGCACUUGUGAUUAAACCUUGCCUGUCAAAUUCUGAAACCUUCAGCCAUUACUUCUGUGAAUACUUUUGCCCUGGGAUUGGGUUUUCUGUUCCAGUGUUGUGUCUGUUGCCGGCAAUGGACACACCAUAUCUGCUGCUGGCCCAAGGAACUUCAUUAAUUAGUCUUUCCAAAUUAAGCAUUAUAUGUGCUAGUCAGUGUGUAGUAAAGCACUUCUCUAUUUUAUUAUUAAAAAGCUGGCAUUAGACUUGCAUUAUAAAUACCUCUCUAGAAACUUUAUACUCCUUUUCCUCCCUCCACAGGUGUUGCCCUUAAAUCUUAUCUUUUGGCCUUGAAAGUUUAUAGCUGUUGUUUUUCACUUGUUGGUUCUUGGUUUUUUUUUGUUUUGUUUCACUUUAGUUCUGUAGUACCUACCCAUUGAUAUUUUUGCUUUGAUUCUAGCAGUGUAUAUGUAUAUGUAUAAAAAAUAAAAGAAUGAAAGCAGCCUAAAAAUAGGAUGCACCAACAGCAUGUGGUUCCAAGCAAGUUGUGAUUUUUAUUUUGAGACAGUGUUCCACCAGAAGGGAGGGAAGGGCUUACAUUCACAGACAGUAAGUAGGGCUAUGUAAGGAGCCACAUUCACUUACCAAGCCUGCUUUCUGGCUAGGUUUGUUUCAUUUAUUUGAAAGUCAGUUAAGAAUGUUGGCCUUUUUAACUAUCUAAAACAGGCAGGCAAUAGAAAGUUUCCUAUUAAUGCAAGGUAAGUGGUUAGAAUGUGCAGGUGGCCUAUCCUGCCCCCAGUCUCCCGCUACCAUUUUAGUCCUGCAGCUGGGUAAAGCCACUAAGGUGCAGAAACUCCCAUGUACCCUCUCUCUACCUCUGGACACAUCAGCUUCUGCUUCAGCCUAUUAGUUUUCUUCAGUUAAGCAAAUGAAGAAGUAUUAAAUGGGUAGAUUAUUUAUUUUAUAGGAUGCCUAAUGUGAAACAAGGAGUUCUUUUUACUCUUCUGCUAUAGAGAGCAAAAGGUAAUUUUAUCUUAGUAAGGACUGAGUAUUCUAUUUAGCAAAUGUCCCACUGACAUUGAUAACCAUUUUUGCUGCCUGUUAUUUCCCAAACUUGAAUUCAGUGUUUGUGAAGUUGAUAGUGUUUCCCUUUGAAUUCCCUUCACUUUCUGAUUAAACCAGUUAACUAUGCUUCAUCUACAAAGAGUGCAAUCUAAGCACCUGAUAGUUACAAAUUGUUAUCAUGCAGGUAGGUUAAUUAUGGCUGAUUAAAUGUUGAACAGUUCAAAAACAAUCUGCUGCUUGGUGUUUAGAUUCAGUCCCUCAAAGAGUCUGUGUUUGCUGAAAUACUAACUCUGAACAUGCUUUGAAGAAGUUAAAAAAGAACAAAAUGUAGGAAAAAGUGAACUUUCUAUUUCCAAAGACAUAAUUCAGUCAUUAGGAACUGGACAGAGUAUAGGAAAGCAGCAAUUCAUCUAGAGUUUAGAACAUCUUGGAUCCUUGUAAUUAGAGUACUAACCAUGGAUUUAGGCUCCCAAUAGCUGCUAUGUAAUAGAGCCCUUUAAUACUUUAAACCCCCUUUUUGGAAAUACAAAUUGGACUCCCAGUAUCAAACUCCAAGUCUAUAGCAAAUAUAUUAAGGGGAGAUGUACUUUAGUACUCAGAAUAUUUAGUGUGCAGUUUCUGUAAAGGUUUGAAACCUAGACAAAUUUUCACAAAGCAGAAACUUUGAGUUAAAAUACGUGAAAAGAACUCAGACUGAAAAUAACAUGUUUUGGUUUUGUAGACUUGUGCUGAUGAAAUAGUGUUUCGUGUAAACAUUUUCUGUUGUUGGCACAUUACUAGAGAAUGACGGCAGCGACAUUCUCAAGAAUAUACCUGAAUUAUUGAGGUCGGGUUUCCUUGGCACAUCUUUUUCCAGUUGGUCAAGGUUGCAGAUUCCGAGAAUUAAAAGGAGUUUCAUUUAGAAUAAAUUCACGUCUACUGAUAAUUUUUUAAAAAUGAUCUACCAAAGAAUCAAGGACUUCAAAUGCUAAAGAAGUUGUUGAAAAAAAGAUUUUUAAACAAAUUAACAGGACAUUACAAACUCCAGUUUUUACUUUUUGGUUGAUAGAACCCAUCCCAUAAUAUGCAUUUGGGCACAGAACAUAUAUAUUAAGAAAAAUGUGGGUGUUUACUGUUAUUUAGAGUUUAAAAGGUGGGGAAAUGUUAGCUAUUUUUAAGUGGGACUGAUGGAAUUUCCUCUGUCACAAGGAAUGCCUUUUUAGCUUAUGUUUGUGGGGAUAAGAGAUGUUAACCGUUCGCUAGUUCUAGCAUACAAUUGAAAGGAACCUAAUGAAUUUACAAGUUUAAUAUUCAGAAAAAGUUGUGAACUGCCCUACAUCAACACAGUGGAACAAACAGGUCCCUGAUUCAUGGCAUUGCCUCACAGCUAUAGGACAAGUUUUUAAAGACCCAGAUCUUUUUUUAAGUGGAAUAAACAUAUAUAUGUAUGUGUAUAUAUAUAUAUAAAUUAAUAUGUAUAUACAUAUCUUAGAUGUUAGAAGAAAUAAAAAUGAACCCUCUGAAAUUAUUUGACACUAUAAAAAAUAAGACAUAAUUGUAACUGAUGUGAAAUUAUGAACAUCAUUUAAUUACACAAAGCCUAGAGAAAAAUAGUGAAGUUCCUCUUCUUAGUUUAACAUCCUGGUUCUCCCAAGAAGCAAGAAUGCCAAGACUGCAUACCUUCUGUAUCUACCUAGUCCUCUGCUUAAUAUCUGUUAUUAAAGUUUCUUAGAAUAAAUUCCAUUCCUAUUUUAUCCACCAUUCCCAGUUUGUACCUGUAAACCUACCUUGGAAGUGGCAAGCUAACUGCUGAUUUACUUCAUUGUUUUUAUACCAAUCCUGAAAGACAAGACCCUUUGCUAUCAAUGUAUUUAAACUGAGUUAUUUUGUUAUGUGUAUACUUAAUAAUUUGUUUUCAAAAUAUUUCACUCUUAAAUUAUCAUUAACAUUAUGAGUGCCAAGAAUUGCUAAGUAACUAUGUAACAUAUAUUGAAGAUUGUCAUCCUCCAGCAAGCAAGCAGUCAUUAAUAAGCAAAAAUGUAGUGCUCUUGGUAUGUAGCUACUCUAGAUGGUACACUCGACACUUUUUAAAAAUUCAUAUAAACCCUCUCAGAAAUUGAUUAGGAUAUGAUUCCAUUAGUGAAUUUUUUCAUUUUUGUCAUGUAAGCUCAAUUUUUUUUCAUUUUAUGUUUAUAUCAUUUUGCUCUGGGAAAUGCUGCAAACCCAAUUCUGACACAUUGUAGUGAUUUCAGUUAAUAAAGAUUUUUAUUUUAAUAACUAAGAUGGUCUAUCCUAUGCAUAAGUUAUAUGAGAGGGCAUAACAAAUUAUUGGACAAGUAGAAAUUUAUUAAUUAAGCUCCUUAGACAUUUUGAAUGAGAAAAGACAUUUUUAAAGGAACUACAUUUGUGUUUUUUACCAAACCGGUACAAGCUAGAAAAUGCACUAGGGACUGAGUGACCUGCCUUGUUCAUUUUGCCACUGGAUGAUGUAAGUUAAGAAUGGAAUUGUUAACCCUAACUAUAUAUUUUCUUGACUUUCAUCAGUUUCUAAAGAAAUCUAAUUCAAGUGUUUGGGGUUUUGUUUGACAUGUAUUUAUUGAGUUCUGUUCUUAGACCAGGAGCUAGCUGCAUGUCGUGCUUAUGAAUGGCCAAGAACACAAUCAUUGGGAAACUUAAUGGCUCAAGACCUUCUGAAUCAUUUAACUUAUUUUGUAUGUUGCAAAAAAAAAAAGUUUAUUUUGCUUGAGAGUCACAUUUUUUUAUAACUGUACAGCUUUUAAGGGAGGGGAGGUGGAAAAAUACCCUAAAAUAGGAUGUAGAUUUUUACAAUUGUGUUUAUGCUAGAACAUCUACAGGUGCAUUAUGUAAUUAAACCUAAAAUUGUUUAAAAAUUUGUGCCAUGGUCUUUUUCAUUAUCCUGCCCUUUAGCAGAGUUGGUGCACAUCAGUACUGCUAUAUGGACAAGCCUUGAAAUUAGGCUAAUAACCCUGUCUCCAAAGCUUUAAGAUCAUUGCAUGAAAAUUACACACACAAUACGCACAUGUAGACAUAUACACAGAUCUAGUUUAUAUUAGUGUAAAUGGAUUUUCAAUUUAAGAACAGCUGUAAUGGCCCAAAUUUGGCAGUUAGCAGCAUAUUCUUAAAGUGCGUGAUUUUCAUGAUGCCUAACUAAGGUAUUCUCAAUGUUGGUCUGAUGUUUUGUUUUCUUAUCAAAGUAGAGUCUUGGUAAUGGUAUCUGAAUUAUAGCUUGCCCAAACCUGCCAGGAGGUUUUGUAUACACCUUGAAAGGAUGUGUCCUGUGCUGGGAUCGGGGGGUUGGGAGUGGAACAAAGCUUGGUUUCUUUUCAAUAUGCAAAAGAAGGAGAAACUAGAAUUGUUUGAUUUGGUUCUUGUAGACUCUAUUCAGUAGACUUAAUUCCACAGGGAUAUUUGUCUGCUGGAGGCAUGGCAGGAAGGGAUAUCAGAUUCAAAUUCCAAUUCCCUUCUUACUUGAUAAAAAGUAUUUUGAAAUCUUGUAAAGCUGCUGAUUCUAGCAGCCUUAUAUGUCACAUUUUACCAUGUUAUAUUGACACCUUUGUUUAAGUGCCAUUACUUUUUGCCAUCUGAUAAUUUACCAUUCUAAUUUCUCACCUUUGUAGCAAAAGUGUAUUCUUGUAAAGAAUUAAAUCCAUAACUUCUACCUAAGUUACCUGUAUCUAUUGUCAGUUAAUGUAGGAUGUCGGUUUCUUUGCUCUCCUCAUCCGUUCAGAAAUGAAGCCUGGGAAUCAUUUAUUUCCAGGCAAAGAAUACAAAUUCCAGAUAAGAAUUUGUAGAUGGCUUAUGUUAGAUUUCCAUUUUAAUUUUAAAGUAGUAGCUAGGAUCCAGGGAGUGUUUAAUCAGAAUGCCUCUUGGAUUUUCAGACAUGCUUAUAUGAAAUGCUUUAUUUUCCUAUGCAUAAAAAAUUAUUCCUGGAAUAGGUUCUCAGAAUGCUUUAUUUUGUUUCUAGGAGAUGAGAGCUAAAGCAGAAACUCCAAGAUUAGCAUAAAACUCUUGAGGUAAUAAGGAACGUGCUAUUAGUUAAACAGGAGAAGCUGGCAUGCUCUCUGCCACGUAUGACAUACUGCAUGUAUCGGGGGCGGGGGGGGGGGAAGAGAUUUGAAAACUGGAAAUGUGAUUCCAAUAAUGCACAAAGUAAAUUUUGUGCAUAGAAAAUAUAGGAAUUCCUGGUAGCUUAAAGCUUCAGGGGUUAACUGCAGUGUAUGAACACCUAGUGUGUUAGAAUUGCAGUGCAUAGUUGUUUUAAAUAACAAUAUUCCUUGUUAGUGACAACCAGAAUACGUUUUGUGGCUCAUGCCAGUAUUUUUGUUAAUGAAAUGUUCAGUGUCUCACUACAGUCUGAUCAAAACUUGGUGUUAUAAGAUAGGCCCAAAGCUAUUUGAUGGCUAUUGGCCUAAUUGUGUAAAUUUUCUUUCAAAAUGUUUUAUUAUAAUACUUCUGUCAUUUCUUUCACUUAAUAUAUGUCAAUUGUCAUAAUAAAAAAAUUAAAUAAUUUGA
Messenger RNA from Physeter macrocephalus (sperm whale), 11586 nucleotides. It is a transcript of the gene RSF1, whose product is annotated as remodeling and spacing factor 1. The record is from RefSeq and is a predicted model, not a curated record. The transcript is spliced from 16 exons. Gene Ontology annotation, biological process: negative regulation of DNA-templated transcription. Gene Ontology annotation, cellular component: RSF complex; chromatin. Gene Ontology annotation, molecular function: histone binding. NCBI's taxonomy places the organism in Eukaryota, Metazoa, Chordata, Mammalia, Artiodactyla, Physeteridae. The coding region runs from base 225 to 4535 and encodes 1436 amino acids.